AGUCUCUUUCUGCAGGAGCGGGGUUGCCCUUCCAGACCUCACUCUCUUUGUGAGCAGUUUGGAGUCCCGCAGUAAGAAAGAGAGACGGACCGCGGGAGGAGUAGAGUGCCUGUGUGCGCCUUUCUGCCCCGGCGCCCCAGCUGUCUAGAGGAGCCCUGUCCUUUCCUCUCCCCAUCCCUGGAGCUGCAGCCCUGAGAGGACUGACCCGUGACGCCCCCCGCAUUCUCUGGACUUGCAACCCCUCUGUCUCUCUCUGCCUGCUGUCCUCCAGCCCCGGGAUCCGCACUCUGGAGCUCCGAGGAUAAACCAAACAGACGCGUUUCCCCCCUCUCUCUGCGGACUUUCUCGUAAAUGAUUGCACAACGUGGGAUAUCCGCUCUGCUUUUUUAUUUUUAAACUUUUUCCCCGUCAGACUCCCGUCUGCUUUGGAAGGCACACAGUUUCUUUUUUUUAUUUUUCCCUCCAGUCUUUUGGAAAGUAAUGCUGGCGCAAAGUUGACCUGGGCUUUGAUGGAGUGCGGUUCCUUUGAAGGAGACGCCAGUGUCGGUGCGAGGCAGGGACUUUGUCUGUCAGCAGCUAUUGCCAUCUGGGCCCAGCAGCAAAAUCUGCUUUCAUGAGGUAACGCCGGGACCCCCCCAGAUUACCGACCGACCCGCACAACAGCACCCCUCUCCCCCCCCUUCCCCGGUGGCAGCACGAUGGGUCAGAAGAUCUCAGGGAGCAUCAAGUCCGUGGAUGCGCGGGGUGAGCCGGCCUUCCGGCCCGUGAGGCGGGAGCUGCGGGGGCCGGACUUCUGUAAGCCAGCCCGGCUGGACCUGCUGCUGGACAUGCCGGCCGCCCCGCUGGAGCAGCAGCUGCGGCACGCCUGGAACAGCGAGGACCGCUCGCUCAACAUCUUCGUCAAGGAGGACGACAAGCUCACCUUCCACCGGCACCCGGUGGCGCAGAGCACGGACUGCAUCCGCGGCCGCGUGGGCUACACGCGCGGCCUGCAUGCCUGGCGCGUCCACUGGCCCACCCGGCAGCGGGGAACGCACGCCGUGGUGGGCGUGGCCACCGCCGAGGCGCCCCUGCACUCGGUGGGCUACACGUCGCUGGUGGGCAGCAACGCGGAGUCGUGGGGCUGGGACCUGGGCCGCAACAAGCUCUACCACAACAGCAAGAACCAGCCCGCCGCCGCCUGCCCGACGUACCCGGCCUUCCUGGAGCCCGACGAGUCCUUCGUGCUGCCCGACACCCUCGUGGUGGUCCUGGACAUGGACGAGGGCACGCUCAGCUUCAUCGUGGACGGCCAGUAUCUGGGCGUGGCGUUCCGGAACCUCAAGGGCAAGAAGCUGUACCCCAUUGUCAGUGCUGUGUGGGGUCACUGUGAGAUCACCAUGCAAUACAUCAAUGGCCUUGAUCCGGAGCCGCUCCCUCUGAUGGACCUGUGCCGGCGUGCAGCACGGCUGGCGCUGGGCAGAGACCGGCUGCACGAGAUCGAGUCGCUGCCGCUGCCCCAGUCCCUGAAGAAUUACCUCCAGUACCAGUGAGCCGCCCGGAGGACUCGGCGGGGAGGGCGAGCGGGCAGGGAGAACCGAACCCAAUCAAUGCAAACGAGCGGAGGAGAGACCACGGGCGGGACAUGUUUACACUGAGGACUGCGCUUCUGAGGCCGAGACUUGGGCUUUAGUUUUAGUUUGGUUUUUAAGUUAUUGAUUGUUGUCGGUCUCGGACAGGCAGACGCGUGGACGUACGUAGCGGGUGGGGACGUGGAUCAUGGCGGGGCCUGCUGCGCUGUGAUGUGGAGGACACCCGGUGGGAGACCCUCCCACACACAAACGGACACGCAUGGAUGAGGACCAUGGCUGUCUUGGGAUGGCGUCUGGAAAGCACACUGACCAAGGGUUGCCUUCCGAUAGGUUUAUAUUUAUAUCCAUAUCGUUGCAUCUCAAGCCUCCCCUGAGACAGUCCCACACCUCCCCUGUGCGCACCCAGCCAUUUGAUUCCAUGGCAGCACCCACCCUGCUCCACUGCGCCCUCUAGCAGUGUAAGCUGGAAGUGGCACUAGCCUGAACCGCACAUAGUAACUAUAGAACUGACAUCACAUGUGAAACGGCAGCAAGAUCAAGACCCUGAAAGGUU
Molecule: messenger RNA, 2124 nt
Organism: Megalops cyprinoides (Indo-Pacific tarpon)
Lineage: Eukaryota; Metazoa; Chordata; Actinopteri; Elopiformes; Megalopidae
Product: SPRY domain-containing SOCS box protein 4-like
Exons: 3
Coding region: 699-1532 (277 amino acids)
Biological process (GO): proteasome-mediated ubiquitin-dependent protein catabolic process
Cellular component (GO): SCF ubiquitin ligase complex
Molecular function (GO): protein binding
Source: RefSeq, a predicted model, not a curated record